Molecule: messenger RNA, 1331 nt
Organism: Anopheles funestus (African malaria mosquito)
Lineage: Eukaryota; Metazoa; Arthropoda; Insecta; Diptera; Culicidae
Product: pancreatic lipase-related protein 2-like
Exons: 4
Coding region: 133-1089 (318 amino acids)
Molecular function (GO): lipase activity
Source: RefSeq, a predicted model, not a curated record
UUGAUAGUGUGAUCUUCCGAAUUUUAUCCCAUAAAAGCGUUCGCUAGUAAAGCGAUCAUGGCAUUCUUGUGACAAACGGUGGAAAGACGGUUGAGUUUGAGCUUAGGGCGUGCUUUCUUUUGCUAAAAAAAAAUGGGUGCACAUUUCGAUCGAAGUGGUUUGGGACGGUUUGUGCUGAUGGCGAUAAUAGCAUCAACGUUGGAGAUGACAGUCGUUGCACAAGAUGCUAGCUUUUACACAAACUUAAUCACGUUUGCGAUCCAUAACAGUGAGCAAAACGUGACUACGAACGUUGUCUCGGACUUUGAGGAUUUUGAAGCAUUGGGCUGCAACAGUUCGGAUCCGUUUGCCGUCAUAGUGCACGGAUGGAAAGAGAGUUGUCAAACGGAAUGGCUGGUAGACAUGAUUGGCAAUCUAUCAAACGUUCGAAGCGGUUGUAUCUAUUGCAUGAAUUACAACAAUUUCUCCCGCCACGAUGACUAUUUCGGUUUGGUGCGCCAGUUCUUACCGAUAUCGGAAGUGUUGGUGACGAAGCUGCACCAGUUGGAGAAGUUUGGAUACGAUUUCAAUGAUGGUUACAUGUUUGGAUUCAGCUACGGUGCCCAUCUGGCGUUCGACUCGUUAAGAAGGUUUGGACCCGGCAAGUUAGCUGCACUGGAUGUUUGUGAGCCAGCUGGCCCCGGUUUCGAUGGAGAGCAGCAGUAUCGCGAGAAAGAUCCCAAAGAAGCAGCGAAAAAUGUGCAGUGCAUCCAUACGAGCGACAACUACGGUACGCACGAACGAAAAUGUCACCAAAACUGGAAUCUGGGACGGUGCGGCAAAUCACAGGACGCAGCCGGUCCAUAUCCCAAGGGCUCACAUGGACUUUGUCCAUACAUUUACAACAGCGCGUUCAAAUAUGACUUUUUGGCCAUGCCCAACAAACAAAACUGUGAAACGAAACGCCUUGCACCAGCAUGGCCAAAGGGAUUCCGGAUGGGUUACUUCAUGGAUCGCAAAAGCGACGUGAUUGGUGAUCUUUUUGCGGCCACCUCGAGGGAAUACCCGUACUUCGACAAUACCUUUGCUAACGAAGUCAAUGAAGUUUAAUUAGUUUGCGAAAGGGUAUAAGACUACUGGGUGUACUCGAUGCGGUUGCCGGGGAACAUAACAUCCGUGUCGAAUUAGUACCAUGAAGUACCGUGAAGAGAAGAAAGAUGGUCGAAUUAGUUUGUCAUAAUUUUUUUGUGAGUGAAGAUGUUUAUUACAAUCCCGAACCUUUAUCAACUUGUUUGUUGUCGAAAGAAGUAGAAAAUAAAAAUUCCUUUUCCUUUGGGUUGAUUUGAUUAAAA